Messenger RNA from Sarcophilus harrisii (Tasmanian devil), 4395 nucleotides. Its product is annotated as zinc finger protein 493-like. Gene Ontology annotation, molecular function: RNA polymerase II cis-regulatory region sequence-specific DNA binding; DNA-binding transcription factor activity. The record is from RefSeq and is a predicted model, not a curated record. Lineage: Eukaryota; Metazoa; Chordata; Mammalia; Dasyuromorphia; Dasyuridae. Gene Ontology annotation, biological process: regulation of transcription by RNA polymerase II. The coding region runs from base 369 to 3728 and encodes 1119 amino acids. The transcript is spliced from 4 exons.
GGGCGCAGGUCCGGUGGCCAGGGGCCCCGCCCGGGAGAAGGGGGACCGCGCCCUCCUUUGUAAUUAUGCAAAUGAGCUAACGCAGAACUUCCACGGCCACUUUUCCAUCGGGAAUUUCCCAUCACAUCCGAGUCUCUUUCCUGUACAGACCCACGUUCCAUCCCCAGCUCAUCCCCAAAGGCUCGGGAAGCUGCGGGAAAGAAGCGGGGGCGGAGCCAGGAAUAGAAGGAACCGGGAUAAAGUCUUCACUGCGUCAAAAAAGGCCUCCUAGUGACGUCACUCCCGCCUCGGCCCCUGGGCCGCUUAGCCGCAGGGCAUGCCGGGAGGCCCCCGGGGCGCAGGCGCCGCUUCCCCGGUCCCAGGUCAGCAUGAAGCCUAGAAAGGGAAGCCUCAGACCCCGGCCUCCCUCUCUGGGCUCCCUCUCCCUCCCCAGCCCGGCUGGCAGAGGACCCAAGCCCGGAACCAGAGACAUGGCCCCCGGCAGCCGGAGCCCCUUGUCCCAGGAGUUGGUGACAAUCAAGGAUAUUUUGGUGGACUUCACUGAGGAAGAAUGGGGCCUCUUGAACCCUUCUCAGAAGGAGUUGUACCAGGAGGUCAUGCUGGAGAGUGUCCAGAACCUGCUGUCCCUGGAUGUAGAAACUGGGUUCUCAGUAAAUGAGAGGGGUAAAAAGCUGGGAAUCUUUGUCAAAGAACAUGACCUGCAAAGAUUCAUGGAUGAUGGUCCCUGUGACUUCAUUUUUAAGGAAUUGCAUGAUUUUAUUCUCAAAAUAGAUAGAUAUGCAAAGAGUGAUUCUGAAUUGUAUGAAAUUGGAAAGAGAUUCCGAUGGACUUCUAUCCUAAAUCAUUGUAAGAAAAUGACCUCAGGAAGUGAUUAUCUUCAAGGUAGUGAAUACAAGAAAUGCUUCACUGAAGAGGUAGAGGCAUUGGUUCCAGGUAAUCAGUGGGAUAUAGCUGGUAAGUGCAAUUCAGACCUCAGUGGUCAUCAGAAAAGUGAUACCGAAGAAAUGCUUUCCAUAAGCAAUAAAAGUGAGAAGGCUGUCAGUCAGAACUCUAAUCUCCUUACUCAUCAGCAAAUGCAUAUUGGAAAAGAACCUGAUGAACACAAUGUAUGUGAAGCAACCUCAUCCUAUCUCUCAUCUCUUCCUUACCAUCCUGGAAUGAAAAGACCUGGAUAUGAUCAGUGUGAGAAAGCUUUUGGUUGGAAUCCAGCUCUUGCUAGCUCUCAGAAGGUUCAUACUGGAGAGGUGUCUCAUGAAUGUGCUGAAUGUGGGAUAGUUUUCUAUUACCAAUCAUUCCUGAUUGAGCAUCAGAGAAUCCACACUAGAGAGAAGCCUUAUUCAUCUCUUCAGUGUGGAAAUCCUUCCAUAUGCAAUCAAGGUGGAGAAAAUUGUACAGAUAUCUCUAGUCUAGCAAAACAUAAGAAAACCCACAUUGGAGAGAAGGCUUAUGAAUGUAAUCAGUGUAGAAAGACUUUUAGAUUGAGGUCACAACUUGCUGCACAUCAGAGAAUCCACACUGGAGAGAAACCUUUUAAAUGUAUUUACUGUGAAAAGACUUUUAUAUCCAGCUCCCACCUUGCUAGACAUAAGAGACUCCACAUUGGAGAGAAACCUUUUAAAUGUAAGCAGUGUGGAAAGGCUUUCAUAAGUAAUUACAGGCUUGCAGAACAUCACAGAAUCCACACUGGAGAGAAGCCUUUUGCACGUAAUCAAUGUGGAAAGACUUUCACACACAAUGACAAUCUUGUUGCCCAUCAGAGAAUCCACACUGGAGAGAAACUUUUUAAAUGUAAUCAGUGUGGAAAGGCUUUCACACUCAAUGACAAUCUUGCUUUACAUCAGAGAAAGCACACUGGAGAGAAACCUUUUAAAUGUAAUCGGUGUGGAAAAGUUUUCACACAGAGAUCCAGUCUUGUUUUACAUCAGAGAAAGCAUGCAAGAAAGAACUCUUUUACAUGUAAUCAAUGUGGAAAAACUUUCACAUGCAGUGACAGUCUUGCUAAACAUCAGAGAAUCCACACUGGAGAGAAACCUUUUAAAUGUAGCCAGUGCGGAAAGGCUUUCAUGAGAAAUGACAAACUUGCAGAACAUAAGAGAGUGCACACUGGAGAAAAACCUUUUAAAUGUAAUAAUUGUGGAAAGACUUUCAGACAGCAUGUUCAUCUUGCUUUACAUCAGAGAAAGCACACUGGAGAGAAACCUUUUAAAUGUAAUCAGUGUGGAAAAGUUUUCACACAGAGAUCCAGUCUUGUUUUACAUCAGAGAAAGCAUGCAAGAAAGAACUCUUUUACAUGUAAUCAAUGUGGAAAAACUUUCACACGAAGUGACAGUCUUGCUAAACAUCAGAGAAUCCACACUGGAGAGAAACCUUUUAAAUGUAGCCAGUGUGGAAAGGCUUUCAUGAGAAAUGACAAACUUACAGAACAUCAGAGAGUGCACACUGGAGAAAAACCUUUUAAAUGUAGUCAGUGUGGAAAGGCUUUCAUUAGUGAUUACAGGCUUGUAGAACAUCAGAGAAUCCACACUGGAGAAAAACCUUUUAAAUGUAAUAAUUGUGGAAAGACUUUCAGACAGCGUGUUCAUCUUGCUUUACAUCAGAGAAGGCACACAGGAGAGAACCUUUUUAAAUGUAAUCAAUGUGGAAAGGCUUUCACCUGCAACUCGAGUCUUGCUAGACAUCAGAGAAUCCAUACUGAAGAGAAACCUUUUAAAUGUAAUCAGUGUGGAAAGGCUUUCAGACAGAGUUCAGAUGUUGCUUUACAUCAGAGAGUCCACACUGAAGAAAAACCUUUUAAGUGUAAUCAGUGUGGAAAGACUUUCAAGUUCUCCUGCAGUCUGGUUACACAUCAAAGAAUCCACACUGGAGAAAAACCUUUUAAAUGUAAUCAAUGUGGAAAGUCUUUCAGACAGAGUUCAAGACUUGCUUUACAUCGGAGAGUCCACACUGAAGAGAAACCUUUUAAAUGUAUUCAGUGUGGAAAGGCUUUCAAAUUCUACUCCAGUCUUUUUACACAUCAAAGAAUCCACACUGGAGAAAAGUCUUUUAAAUGUAAUCAAUGUGGAAAGGCUUUCACAUUCAAGGGAGGUCUUAGCCAACAUCAGAAAAUCCACACUGGAGAGAAACCUUUUCAAUGUAAUCAAUGUGGAAAGGCUUUCAAAUUCUCCUCCAAUCUUUUUACUCAUCAAAGAAUCCAUACUGGAGAAAAGCCUUUUAAAUGUAAUCAUUGUGGAAAGGCUUUCACAUUCAAGGGAGAUCUUAACAAACAUGAGAAAAUCCACAGUGGAGAGAAACCUUUUAAAUGUAAUCAAUGUGGAAAGGCUUUUACAAACAGGUCCCAUCUUGUUACACAUCAGAGAACCCACACUGGCAAGAAACCUUUUGAAUGUAAUCAAUGUGGAAAGGCUUUCAUAAAGAGAGCCGGUCUUGCUUUGCACCAGAGUAUCCAUACAGAAGAAAAGCCUUAUAAAUGUACUCAGUGUGGAAAAGCUUUCACCCGCAAGGGAGGUCUUAGUAGACAUCAGAAAAUCCAUACUGGAGAGAAACCUUUUGAAUGUAAUCAAUGUGGAAAGGCUUUCAUAAGACAUUACAAGCUUACAGAACAUCAGAGAAUCCACACUGGAGAAAAGUCUUUUAAUUGUAAUCAUUGUGGAAAGGAUUUCACAUCCAAGGGAGGUCUUAGCAAACAUCAGAAAAUCCACACUGGAGAGACACCUUUUGAAUGUAAAUAAUGUGGAAAGACUUUCAUAAAGAGAGCCAGUCUUGCUUUGCACCAAGAUUUCCACAUAGGAGAAAACUCUUAUAAAUGUAAUUGAUGUGGAAAUGCUUUCACAUGCAAGAGAGCUCUUAGUAGACAUCAGAAAAUACACCCUCGAGAUAAACAUUUUAAACGUAGUCAAUAUGAAAAGGCUUUUACAAACAAGUCCUUGAUUGCUACACAUCAGAGAAUCCACACUGGAAUGAAAUCUUUUGGAUGUAAUCAAUAUGGAAAGGCUCUUACACUCAGAGCCUGUCUUGCUAGGCACCAGAGAACUCACAAUGGAAAGAAACCUUUUGAAAGUAUUCAGUGUGGAAAGGCUUUUGCCAGAAGUGAAACCUUAUCGAACAUCAAAGAACCCACACUGGAGAGAAACGUUUUGAAUGUAGUCAGUGAGGAAAGGAUUUUCUGCAAAGGUCCUUUCUAGCUGCAUGUGGUGCUCUCUUCUUUAAAAUAUAAUGUUUCUCUCUGGGAGCAGGUUUCUUGGGGAGGUUUUCUGGAGGCAGCCUUAGUUUCAGUUCCAAGUAAUAAUCACUCAAAAUACAGCCAACUGAUAAAAUCCAAUCGUUUAUUUUCUCCUUCCGAGUCUUGUCUCCUUGCCUGGGGCUGGGCAGGUUUCUGGAGAGUCUUUCAGACCAGCC